GGCGCCCAGCAUCUACGAGAUGACCGAUGUCAAGCGCGGGUUGCUGCUGCAGCUGUUCGGCGGCGUGCGCAAGCAGUUUGCACGUGCCGGCGCGCCCGGUCGCGUGUCGCAGAUGCUGUCGGCCGUGCAUGCGCUGGCGCCGCGCGGCGUGUACACGUCCGGCAAGGGCAGCUCGGCCGUUGGACUGACAGCCUACGUAACGCGCGAUCCCGACACGCGCCAGCUAGUGCUGGAGUCUGGCGCGCUGGUGCUGUCGGACGACGGUGUCUGCGCCAUCGAUGAGUUCGACAAGAUGUCGGACUCGACGCGGUCGGUGCUGCACGAGGUCAUGGAACAGCAGACGAUUUCGAUUGCUAAGGCCGGAAUCAUUACGUCGCUGAACGCGCGGUGCUCGAUACUUGCCGCCGCCAACCCGGUCGACAGCAAGUGGAACAAGAACCUAAGCAUCAUUGAGAACAUCAAUCUGCCCCCGACGCUGACCAUGGACCGCCGCCUGGCGCGACACAUCGUCGGGCUGUACGUCGACGAGCCAGCUGAGCCCGCUGCCACGACUCAGCCACCCUGCCUCUUGUCCCAGCCGACAAGCUUACGCGCGCUGGUGCAAGCCUAUGUGGAUCUGCGGCGGAUGGGCCGGGACGCGCACGCCGGCGCAACGACGUCUGGCGCCGUGGCGCAGGGCUCGGCACCGAGCGGCCGCGUAACGGCAACAGCGCGCCAGCUCGAGUCGAUGAUCCGCAUGGCUGAGGCCCACGCCAAAAUGCGUCUGUCCACCGUGGUCGAUGUCGCCGAUGUUCAGGAGGCUGCAAGGCUGAUGCGUGAGGCUCUGCGCGAGUCUGCGACGGAUCCGCGCACUGGCCUGAUCGACCUCGAUUUGAUCAACACUGGCUUUGCGGCUAGCGACAGGAGGCAGUUGGACGCCAUCAAGCGUGAGACUCGCAAUUUGCUGCUGGCUACUGCGCGCGCCGCAGGAUCCAAGCCCCAGCCGGCGGCAUCAACGGCGUCUGCCGUUGCGGAUGCCAGCCUGCCGGACUCACCCCAUGCCGGUAAUAGCGCCGCGUACCAGACUUGGCUUGACAGGCUGAACGACCAGUCGUAUGCGCCGGUGCCGCCGCGUCUCUUUGACCAGGUCAUCCGCGAGCUGCAGACUGAGGGCGUCAUCAAUGUUGUUGGCGCCGGACGCAACAUGCUGGUGGUUGUCAAGCAGAGCGCUCUGCAUAACUAAUUUUAUUUUUUAUUUUAGGAGAAAAUUCCUAAAUCUUAUAUCAAAAUCAAGCGCCGA
Molecule: messenger RNA, 1279 nt
Organism: Kickxella alabastrina
Lineage: Eukaryota; Fungi; Kickxellomycota; Kickxellomycetes; Kickxellales; Kickxellaceae
Product: MCM2/3/5 family-domain-containing protein
Exons: 4
Coding region: 20-1222 (400 amino acids)
Biological process (GO): DNA strand elongation involved in DNA replication; mitotic DNA replication initiation; double-strand break repair via break-induced replication
Cellular component (GO): nucleus; MCM complex
Molecular function (GO): ATP binding; single-stranded DNA binding; single-stranded DNA helicase activity
Source: RefSeq, a predicted model, not a curated record